UUCUCAAAACUCAACUCAAUUUUUAAUAAUGGCAGCACUAUCGGGACGCGCCCUGCACUAUGUGCUGAAGAUUGGAGACCGGGCCAAGAACGCCUUCUUCUUUCGCCAGAUCCUGGGAAUGAAGGUUUUGCGUCACGAGGAAUUCAAAGAAGGUUGCGAAGCCGAAUGCAAUGGACCUUACGACAAUCGGUGGAGCAAGACCAUGGUGGGCUACGGUCCGGAGAGUUCCCAUUUCGUGAUCGAGCUCACCUACAACUACGGCGUGACCAGCUACGAAAUGGGUAAUGAUUUCGGCGGAGUAACCAUUCACUCUACUGAGAUAUUGCCACGCGCCGCCCAGCACUCGUACCCCAUUGAAAAGACGGAAGGGGGCCAUCUACUCACCUCGCCCGACGGUUACAAGUUCCAUGUGAUCGACCAGGCAGUUACGGAGGCCGACGCCGAUCCCGUGCAGUCGGUGGAGCUGCGCGUGACCAAUCUUGCGGCCUCGCGGCAGUACUGGGAACAGGUGCUCCGGAUGCAGCCACUGGCGGAGAACAAGCAGUCCGUGUGGCUGACCUAUGACUUCAAGCAGGCGUCGCUGCAGCUCACCCAGACUCCGGAUCCCAUCAAUCGGGCCAAGGCAUACGGUCGGAUCGCCUUCGCUGUUCCCGCGGCAACGCAACAACCGCUGCACGAAGCAGUCGUGGCAGCCGGCGGCACGGUCCUGAAGUCCCCAAUCACUCUGGAAACGCCCGGCAAGCCCGCCGUGACAGUGCUUAUCUUGGCCGAUCCCGACGGUCACGAGAUCUGCUUCGUGGACGAGGAGGGAUUCUCGCAGCUCUCCCAGGAGGAGCCCGAUGGCGAUCAGCGACUGGAAAAGUACCUUGCCAAGGAUCCCUUCCAGUCGAAGUGAAGCCUCUCUGAGUUUUG
This is a messenger RNA of Drosophila persimilis, 912 nucleotides long. RefSeq names its product glyoxalase 1. Bases 29 to 895 code for a protein of 288 amino acids. The transcript has a single exon. The record is from RefSeq and is a predicted model, not a curated record. Lineage: Eukaryota; Metazoa; Arthropoda; Insecta; Diptera; Drosophilidae.